CCCUCGCUUGUCAUACUACACGAGAACCAGUUUGUCCAUUUUGGAACAGCGAACUGUGGAAUGUCGGAAAUAAGUUGUGUUUCCUUUAUUUCUGGACAGAAGAUGGUGGAGAGGAAACUGCUUAUAUAAAUAUGUGAUUAAGUCUUAAUUAUUUGUGGAUUGUAUUAUAUUUAUUUCAACCUAUGAAAGGCAAAAGUAAUUGGGAUUUUGUCGGACAACAGAACGUCAACAUGGACGAUCGUCACGAUCGGGAAAGUGUGUAUUCCUCAAAUUACUCACAGUCCUCGAUCCCUGUGACUCCCCCGGGCCUCGAGGCGAUUUACAACGCAUGUCGCCGCUCCUACCCUGACCAGCCAAACCCCCUACAAGUCACGGCACUGGUUAAAUACUGGUUGGGUGGACCAGACCCACUUGAUUACAUUUCUAUGUAUGCUAACCCAGGGGAUGAAAACCGGGGCAUUCCUCCUCACUGGCAUUACAUCAGCUACGGCCUCUCUGAUCUCCAUGGUGAUGGGCGAGUCCAUGACCAUAACUUUAGGUGCAAUACUAACGAAGGUCCAAGUGGAUUUGGAUUUGAACUGACAUUUCGAUUGAAGCGGGAAAGUGGGGAGACAAAUCCUCCCACCUGGCCGGCCACCCUAAUGCAGGCUCUGGCCAGAUAUGUAUUUCAAACAGAAAACAUCCUGUACAGUGGGGACCAUGUCCCGUGGCACAUGUCUCUGGAUGGUAGUGAGUCCCGGAUCCAACACAUGCUGAUGGCAGAAGAUGCCCAACUCUUGCCCAUCACUACACCAUUUGGCAUCGUUAAUUUCGUCCAGAUUAUUGGGGUGUGUGAGGAGGAACUGAAGGCAGCUCAGCACUGGAAUGGUCCGGGGGUCAUUGAAUUAAUCAGGUCGCAGAGCUGUGCUGGGGGGCCAUGGCUGAUAACGGACAUGAGGAGAGGGGAAACAAUUUUUGAAAUGGAACCCCAGUUACAGGACCGGGUGGAACAAGGCAUUGACACAGAAGGAUCAAAUCUAAGUGGUGUAAAUAGUCGGUGUUCCUGGGAAGAACCGGGGGAAAAUGGAGAUGAUUUUUACAAUGACGACAUGAAAGACAAUAGGACCAUUGAUGAGCGCAGAAACAGCAACGAAAUUGACAGGCCCAAAAUCUCUGACUUCGAAUCAGAACAGAUCAAAGCAACACUUCAAAAGGGUUUGCAGUUCCCACGCCGAGACUCACGGGAAUUUGAAUAUGACAAUUCAAGAAGGAAGCAGUCAUUUGACAGCAUAGGAAGCAGUGACGGACCAACAGAAUUACUCAGGACUCGAACUCUUGACUUUGUGCAUUUGAAAUUCAAUCUGGAGGCUGGAUCUCUUCUUCCCCUGGCCCUCAAAGGAAGGCUUCGACAUGGGCGACACUUCACAUUUAUGAGUGCACUGAAUGACACGGCCGUUACUCUAGUGUCCACCAGUGUCAAUGGAUCUAUAGCCGAUGAAAAUCACCCAUUUGCAGCUCAUGGCCCAUGGCUGCAGGUGCUCCUCACAGAUGACUUUAUUGAAGAGAUGAUUUUGGACACAGAAGAACUUGCGCAUCCAGAUGAGAUCAUGUGCCCCAAGACCUACAGCUGGCCAGAGCGGAGGAUGAUGAUCACCAUUCUCCCAGACGAGGUGUGAUAGAAAGCUUGGGGACAGAAGGAGUUGCUGGAUCAAAAAUGUUUUCUCAUGUUCCAUAUCACCUGAGAUUACUUUUUACACAAACUGUGUUCUGAAACUCAGUAUUAAUGUGUGCCACAUGUACAAGACAUGACAGAGGACAUGACAUGCUCUGUAGACAUUGAAAGAAGGUGUGCGUGGACGAGACUGAUAGUUCUCAGUCAGUUUACGCAAGUGCCUGAAACAAGAGGGAGUCGUUAGUUCAUGCUGUACAGUGGGUGUAUUUGAUGGGAGUCGUUAGUUCAUACUGUACAGUGGGUGUAUUUGAUGGAUCUAGUGGAUGUUUUAUGUUAAAACUGUGUGAAUGGUGCUGACUAAUUUGAAUGAAGGGUGGAUCCAAAUUUAUAUCUAUGCCCUUGUGUGGUGUCUGUGCAGGUGGUGUAUGUUUCAUUUACCUAGAGUACAUGUUAUUGUGUACACGAUACUAUAUAUUGAGGUUGUGAAUGUGUGAAUCAAAUAUUGUGAAAGAAGAUUGAAAGACUAGUUUAGAUCAUCGACAAACAUACUACUUAGAUAAAGUUAGUAUAGUGCAGAUUUAUAAAACACGGGUGCGUAAUAGUGCCAUCUUUAUUUCUUUUUACUGAAAAUUUCAAGUUUAUGUAUCUUAAUUCUUGCUUCUUGCUUGAAUUGAGAGAACAAAAAUCAAAAAUAAAACCAAAAUGAUAAUUUUACUCUUUGUUCUGAUGAACAAUUAAAAAAUCCAAUGUAGAUGAUUGACACUUGUAUUAAUGGGUUGAAAUAUUUUAAAAGCUGUGAAAUUUUAGUUGUACAAAUGGAUCAACUGCCAAUUAACAAUUCGAUGAAUGACAAGUUUUAUACAACAGAUGUACAAUUUCAUGUGUCCAGUUGACUAUAUCACCAUGUAAGUUACAAUUUGUGGAACAUUUGAAUGCCAGUCAUUUGUAUAUGUCCUUUAUUUUGCUAAUGUACAAUGCUGGUCCCCACCCCCACCUUCACCCCCACUCCACCAGCAUGUUUGUAUUUAUUUAUUUAAUUAAUAUGAUUUACAUCACAUGUUGCGAGUUUUCAUAUGGAAAUGGAUACCUCUAUCUUUAAGGAAGCAUUUUCUGAUUUUUUUUUAAUUAUUUUGAAGUUUAGGUGUUGAUUUCUCUGUUGUGGUAGUUUACCGGUAAUCAACAUUGGAGUUAUACUUGCCAAUGGAAGAACAGUGGGUUUUAUGUAUUUUUAUUACAUUUAUUUUUUUAUUUCAUUUUUCCUGAAUUGGAAUUUUGAAAAUUUACAUUGCAUUCUUCAAUGGAUUAGAUCUGAAAAAUGCUUUUUAGAAUUUAGGUGUGCUGUAAUGUUUUGUCAAAAGAAUAUUUCAUUUUGCUUUGGAGGAUUCAUUUAGUAAAUUACAUUGAUUAGUCACUCACAAACGAAAUUCCAUUUUUGUUGAAUUAUUGAUUUAAUUAUUUGAUACAUGUGUGAAUUACUUGGGCCUGCUGCUGAGGUGGUACAGCAGGAUUUUGAGGUCGGUGUACAGCUUCCGUGUAGUAGUCUGUGAAUUCUGUGUCUCACAUUUAUCACGUUGUUAUAUUGUAAUACUCUUCAUUCAGUUAAUAAAAUGUCAUAUUUUACAAUG
This is a messenger RNA of Ostrea edulis (European flat oyster), 3276 nucleotides long. Its product is annotated as suppressor of fused homolog. The record is from RefSeq and is a predicted model, not a curated record. The coding region runs from base 183 to 1655 and encodes 490 amino acids. The transcript has 9 exons. Lineage: Eukaryota; Metazoa; Mollusca; Bivalvia; Ostreida; Ostreidae. Gene Ontology annotation, cellular component: nucleus; cytoplasm. Gene Ontology annotation, molecular function: transcription factor binding.